AUGAAUGCUACGAAUAUAUUCGAUGACUAUCAGGCCAGCUUGAACCACGGCACUUUCUUUUUACUACUUUCUCUUCUAAUACAAGCUAUCGUGCUUUAUGUCCUUAUCUUUGCCUUCACUAUCGGUCAUCGAAGCAUACUUCGCACACCUCAGAAUCAAUCUCUAUUCAUUCUACUCAUACCGAACUUUCUUCAAUUGCUGUUCAGUUUACCACAGACUCUUCAUUAUCUCCGCCUCAAUUUCGUAAGUCCUGCUACUCCCGCCUACUGUACAUUCUGGACUUUCAGCAACUUUUCACUUAAUGCUAUCAGUGAAUUUCUUAUGGCUACUAUCUCGGUCCAACGACAUAUGCUCAUUUUUAAUUCAACAGUCAUGAGAGUUCGUCGACAGCGCAUACUGUUAUUCAAUCUACCAUUGCUCUUCGCUAUUAUUUAUCCAACUACAUUUGAUUUCGCUGUCGUUGUACUUUAUCCAUGUGAUGGCACCCUAUGGAAUUACACAAGUAAUGCCUGCGGAUUGAUGAACUGUUUUUUCUUCAAUCCAAUUCUGUCUAUGUACAAUUGGAUAUUCAAUGUCGGAAUGCCUGCAGUUGUCAAUUUCACAUCCGACGCAAUACUUUUCAUACGAGUUCUUAUGCAAAAAUUGCAUGCACAUCAAAGACUUCCAUGGAAGCAACAGCGACGAAUGGCAGUUCAUUUGUUCACUAUGUCAGGACUCUAUGUAAUCUCUUGGAUUCCAGUUGUCGUCAUUGGCACUAUCCGAUCAAUACAAUAUUCAAGUGCUCUUGCCAUUAUCCGCCGUAAUUAUAUUACAUAUUUCCCCAGUCUCGUAUGGUUUUCUCUUCCUUGGAUCGCGGUUGGCCUAUUGCCUGAAUUAAGAGCAUGGAUGCUGAAGCCUUUGAAGCGUCGAACAGCUGUUGUUUCAGCUGGAGCCGCAUCGGUAUUGCAAAACACAUAUCCGUUGCAAGUCGCACACAUGAUACAAGUCAUGCCGUUAAUGGUGGGUAGUAUUUCUUUAGCCUUAUUAACUGCUACUGGUAUAACAUUUAUUCUUAUAAUAUCAUUAAUUCCGACAUAUCUUCAAAAUCAUGCUAUCUCUCCCAGUUUCGAUCAAAACAUUGUUGUUUUAUCAGUCACAUACAGAACAGAUUUAUCGAGUCAAAAUCUAGUUAAAAUAAAGAAUAUAACUGAAUUGAAUACCCAAUUAGCACAAUUAUUUCGUCCACGACAAAUUAAUCUAUUAAUUACUUCUUAUGAUUUUAUUAUUUCUAAAGAUAUAUCAAACCUCGUCUCAAUACAAUGUGCGGAUGGUUCGCUAUUUUCUGGUGUACCACUUAAUCUUCGGUUUACUCUCGGGCCCGCUCAAAAACAAAUCACAAACUCUCAAUGGAAAAAAUAUGUCAAUAAACUACUAAACAAUCUUCAGUUUGAAUAUAAGAAAUUCAGUAUUAUCAUGUCAUCUAUAACUGACCCGACAAUCAUCAGGUCAGUUCAAUUGGAAUUCUGCUCAUUAGAAAAACUGUCUCCCGAUGCGACCAAUACAUUGAUUACAGAUAAAAUCAGAUUGAAUUGUCCAGUCGCUAUACUAGGUGCUGGUAUAGCCGGAUCUCAUAUUGCUUAUCGAUUAGGUCCACGUUUUAAAAAUAAUUUAUGUAUCUUUGAACGUGAAAAUUAUGUCGGCGGAAGACUUUAUGAUCUUGACAAUAAUGAAAAUAUACCAUUAGCUUAUUCUUCUAAUCCAAUAAUACCUUUCGGCGGUAUGAGAUUUUAUGCAAAUCAACCUGUUGUUAAACAAUUAAUUGAUGAAUUGAAUAUCUCCUACUAUCAAUAUGAUUAUCAAACUACAUUAAUUAAAACACGUGGAAAAUUCUAUACGUCAUAUAAUGAAAUGUGUUCAAAGUCAUAUACGAAUUUAGAUUGUACAGAUGAUUCCAGUGGUAUGAAUGCACAAGAUCAAUUAUGGGUGAAGUUAUUAGAAGAAUACGGAAAGAAUCCUGCAAGUUCAUACAACUAUGCAGAUGUCAAUGCAUUUUGUCGUUAUGUUCUCGGUGAUGAGGCAACAGAAUACUUAAGAGAUUCAUUUCGAUUUCGAGCCGAUUUCUUAAACACCGAUGUUUAUUCUUAUAUGGAAUUUCUCAAACAAGAUUUCAAUCUCGUCGCUCCGAUUUAUUACCCACAUCAAGGUUUAUCACAAAUAGUUAAAAGAAUGCUUUACAAUGCGAUCAAUUUCAAUCAGGUUCGAUUAUAUGUAAAUGAACCUGUGGUAGAAAUCAAUGAAAAUAUCGAUAAAAGUUAUUCCGUGGAAACAAUGAAUUAUAAGAUAACAUGUAAACAAUUAAUUUUAGCAAUACCUCCACUUGGUUGGUCAAAUGUUCAAGGCACAGUUGCUAAUGAAAUUAAAUCGACGAAAUACUUUCAAUCAAUUUUACCCGUUAGAACAAUAAUUAUCGUCAAUUAUUGGUCAAAUAGAUGGUGGGAAAAUAGCAUCUUAUUCGGCAAAUAUAUUGAUCGUGCUUGGACAAGACAAAAUUGUAUAAGUUUCAUAGAAAUACUAUCUCAACAUCCAGCUAAAAGAGACAUGAAUGUCACCAAAACAGUUUAUGAUGAUGGAUUAUGCGUUGGUAUGUGGUCGGACUUGAUUGCUCGAAAUUCACAAGACGAUAUGGUUGAAGAAUUGCUACGAGGAUUGAAAGGGUUGUUUACUGAUGUUGAAAUAUCAAGACCAAUCAAAACAUUAACAAAAAUAUGGCCUAGUGCGUGGCAUUUUCAAAGAUCGAAUAGUAAUGUUACGAAUACAGAACUUAUGAAUUGGGCUUUAAAGCCGAUCGGAAGAUUUGCUAAAACUCAAAUUAGUUUAGUCGGUGAAGCUUAUAAUAUCGAUCGAUCUGGUUGGAUUGAUGCAGCUAUUAAAUCUUCGUUGGCAUCGCUUUAUUCACAAUUUAAUUUUAACAAUGUUUGUUACCAAAACGAUGCUGCUAUCAAUGGAAAUUACUGUACUGAAAAUUUUGUUUAA
Adineta ricciae is the source of this 3012-nucleotide messenger RNA. The record is from the annotation of a GenBank genome assembly. NCBI's taxonomy places the organism in Eukaryota, Metazoa, Rotifera, Eurotatoria, Adinetida, Adinetidae.